AUGAAUAAUAUCAUGAAAUUAUUAUCUAUUGUUUCCGUGUGUAUCAAAAUCCAAAUAGCCUUGUCUCAACCAAAUCAGCCUACUCCGGGACCAAACUCUGUACGAGAACUAUGUAAACUAAACAUUUAUCCAAGUCUAUGCAUCACGACUCUCAAUCAUGAUCCUAGAAGCAAGAACGCAAACGGCCAUGGACUUGCAUUGAUCUCUGUGGAUGCUACAUCAAAGAAAAUGAGGCAGAUGUUAAAAUAUCUAAUCUCGGUCCGUAAAAACAUAAAAAACCGUCAAGACUCUACGAGGUAUGAUACUUGCAUCAAGGCCUAUGACACGGCGGUUCAUAAGUUUUUACCGGCAGAGUUAGCUGAUUUGAAACUUAAGAGGUUCUCUCAGGCAAUGUCUGAAAUGAAAAGUGUUGUGUCGAUGCCUGAUUAUUGCGAGGGGCAAUUUCCCGAAACUUCGCCGUUGACCGAUCGUAUCAAAGCCGUCCAUGAUAUCGCCGGUAUGAGUGCUGACAUUAUCCGAUAUUUGUAUGGAAAUUAUUGA
Molecule: messenger RNA, 540 nt
Organism: Eutrema salsugineum
Lineage: Eukaryota; Viridiplantae; Streptophyta; Magnoliopsida; Brassicales; Brassicaceae
Product: cell wall / vacuolar inhibitor of fructosidase 1
Exons: 2
Coding region: 1-540 (179 amino acids)
Biological process (GO): negative regulation of catalytic activity
Molecular function (GO): enzyme inhibitor activity
Source: RefSeq, a predicted model, not a curated record